AUUAACCCUUUUUUUUUUUUCAACUUUUGUUGUACAGAUGCAAGUUGGAUCCUGGAACCCAAAUAUCAUGCUUGGUAACUCAGGCAAGAUAGCUGCUUUAUCACCAUUGAAGCCACUGUCAAAUCUGGCCAGAGACCAAGAAGGGAAGCUAGGCAUGGGGGGAAUUUCUAGAGGACUAAUUUCCAGUUUUGUCUGAGAGUUCAUGGAAUUCAGUGGAUCACCAUCCAAAAUCUUGGUCUGACUUGUAUAUGCUAACAGUAGCAAAUAACAUGAAUGGAAACAGGACCAACACCAAUUUGAUCCAGCAUGAAAGCAGUCUGUUCUCUAGCUCAUUGUCAGAAAUAUUUAGUAGAAAGCAUAAGAUAUCCUCUUUAUGCAUUCUGAGCUUGUAUGUUCUUGACAUGUUUGAUCUGCUUCUCUCACAUUUCCUAAAAGAAGAUACUUUAUUGGACUUAAUGCUUGAUGUGCAAUUAUUGAGGAAUGAUGCUCCAACCCUUCUACCUAGCUUUAAGGCUGGUUCAGACCAUGAGGAAGAACCUUUAGAAUCCCUUGAAGAAAUUGAGGUGCAGGCCAUUGGAAAUCUCCUUCCUGACGGAGAUGAUCUUUUUUCUGGAGUUAUGGGACUUGAUACUCCUGCCAAUAGGGCUGAUGAAUUAGAGGAUUUUGACCUAUUUAGCAGUGGAGCAUCUAAUGGUUCAAUUGUUGGUGGACACCCUUCUAGAACACUUUUCAUGAGAAACAUAAACAGUAAUGUUGAAGAUUCUGAACUCAAGGCUCUUUUUGAGCAAUAUGGAGAUAUCCAUACUCUCUAUACAGCCUGCCAGCAUCGUGGUUUUGCCACGAUUUCUUAUUAUGAUAGAAGGGCAGCCCAAAAUGCAAAGAGAGCUCUCCAAAAUAAGCCAUUGAGGCAUAGGAAACUAGAUAUACAUCAUUCUAUUCCAAAGGGUAAUACAUCUGAAAAAUAUGUCAAUCAGGGAAUGCUGGUGGUUUUCAAUCUUGAUGCCUCUGUUUCAACCAAUGGGCUUCAACAAAUUUUUGGUGUUUUUGGAGAAAUUAAAGUAAGUAUGUGGUCCAAUGGGUUCCUUAGGUGUGACAUUGCUGGGAAGCAGAUCGAAAUUGAACCAAGUCCUCCAGGGGGUGGAGAUGAGAGCUAUACACUGUUUUCUUGUUCUGGGCCUGGAUGUGGAAAGUUCUUUGAUGACUUGACGGCAAGAUGCGUGGCUGGGGUAAGUGCAUCUGGCUACAUGGAUAAUGGAUCCAGCCCGAUUUUACAGGAUGUUAUACGGUCACCUGUGAAUACAUUUAUUGGACCUAGUCAAAGUUCUAGUGUUCUGAUCAACUUGCCCUCUCCUGCAAGAGUGGCAUCCGUUAACAACCAAUUUAACCUUCGGGAGCCAAACCACACUCUAGAUGGAAUUAAGUUCCAGAACCAGUGCAUUACAAGUUUCCAUCCCCAAUCUUUUCCCGAGUAUCAUAAUAAUUUAGCCAAAAGCCUUCCAUCUAACUCCUCAAGCACCAUUCCGGACAUGGUUAGCAGUUUUGUUUCCCAAAUGACUUAUGGACUUGAUAAUAGGAGCAUUCAUGGAGUGAGCACAAAUGGGCACUUGAUAGAACCUAAUGAAGGGGCUGUUUGCUUCAUGGAAAUCAUUAUGCGUGGAACAACUCCAACUCACAUCAGCAGCACCCUUCAAGGUACCGCCUGUUAUGCUGAAUGCAGCAUCACCAUACCCCACCACAUUGGGUCGGCACCAUCAGUUAAUUCACCAUUACGGACAGGCGACAGGCGACAUGCCUAUGCUGGGAAAUCUCCUGACACCUCCAGUUUUCACUUAGGAUCUCUAGGGAAUGUUGGAUUUCCUGGUAGUUCUCCAUCACACACUGUGGAAAUUGCUUCUCACAACAUUUUCUCACAUGCUGGUGGAAACAAUGGUGUGGUAUACUCUCCUCAGCAAAUGUGUCACCUUUUCCCUGGAAGAAACCCUGUGAUAUCCAUGCCAGGUUCUUUUGAGUCUCCCAAUGAACGUGUGAGAAAUUUCUUGCACCAUAGAAAUGAAUUGAAUUUUAAUAAUGCUGAUAAGAAACAAUAUGAGCUUGACAUUGACUGCAUCAUAGACGGGGAAGACAGCAGAACAACGCUGAUGAUAAAGAACAUUCCAAACAAGUAUACCUCAAAGAUGCUUCUGGCUGCAAUAAAUGAGCACUGUCAAGGGAGCUAUGAUUUCAUUUAUUUGCCAAUUGACUUCAAGAAUAAAUGCAACGUGGGCUAUGCAUUCAUCAACAUGAUUGAUCCACAACAGAUUAUUCCAUUCCAUAAGGCAUUCAAUGGCAAAAAAUGGGAAAAGUUCAACAGUGAAAAAGCGGCACUGCUUGCAUAUGCUAGGAUUCAAGAAAAAGCUGCUCUUAUUGCCCAUUUCCAGAACUCAAGCUUGAUGAAUGAAGAUAAACAAUGCCGUCCUAUUUUUUUUUCAUACUGAUUGUUCGAACGCUGGUGAUCAGGAGCCGUUUCCCAUGGGUACUAAAAUUCGAUCAAAACCUGGAAAGCCUCGAACAACCAGCCCAGAGAACAAUAGCCAAGUUAGCUCCUCAACUUCAGCAAAGGGGGAGGAACCUUCCAAUGGGGUAGAACCUUGGUCAGGUUAUCCUAAGUAUUCUAACUGAGCUACCUGCUGUACCAAGCAGUAAUUGUGGAAGAGUAGUUUUGAUAAUCCAAAUGCAUGUUGUAACUAUAAUUUCUUGACCAUUUCAUUUGUUUCUAGGAAACUUUUUGUAUGAAUUGCCGAUAUGAGCAUAGAGAACAGCUUAAAAAUGUUCCCGAGUCUAUGCAUGACUCCAAGGGUCUCUCCUGUUCUCAGUUUUGUAUACUGAUGUCUCCGAAUUUAAUUUCCUUCCUUU
This is a messenger RNA of Rubroshorea leprosula, 2892 nucleotides long. The record is from the annotation of a GenBank genome assembly. NCBI's taxonomy places the organism in Eukaryota, Viridiplantae, Streptophyta, Magnoliopsida, Malvales, Dipterocarpaceae.